Molecule: messenger RNA, 1175 nt
Organism: Salvelinus fontinalis (brook trout)
Lineage: Eukaryota; Metazoa; Chordata; Actinopteri; Salmoniformes; Salmonidae
Product: pleckstrin homology domain-containing family G member 2-like
Exons: 4
Coding region: 594-1175 (193 amino acids)
Source: RefSeq, a predicted model, not a curated record
GAAAACCAUAUAUGCGCUUGAGUUUUCAGAGGCGGUGGGAAAUCGGACUUUUCCUCGGCUCGGUGUACUUUGAUCAUACCUCUUCACUUUCACUAGUACUGGGUGAUAUAUGUUGAGGAGACCUUGAGCUACAUUGAUGUGCUGCAUUUUCCCGGGAUUGUCAUACAAUUGCGAACGCUCGGGUGAUGUGAAACCGUUACUUUGUGGGGAUGAUCCAUCAGGUGAAGCAGUGAUUCAAGCCAAAGGGGAUGGUUCUUGGCAUCAAGCAGCAAGCGAGGCUUGUGCCAAGAAGGGGGAAGACCAAGAAUUGAAAGCAGAGUUUAAUUUCUCGUUUUUUGGAGCUCUUGUGUGCGGAAGACACCGAAAUAAAACUGUUUUCCUUUUAGAGAAACGCGUUAUCCACCCCAAAGCGUCCGGACUGUGAUAAAUCAACAACAUAGCAGAGUGACAAAGUACAGGUUGAGUCAAAGGAGUUUAUCGGGCUCCGGUGGGAAGAGAAACACGGAUCAAGACAGCAGCACAGCAGCAUAGGUUUUCAUGUCUCCUCUCCACACACCUGUAAAGGUUUCCACUUCCUGUGAUACCAUCACACCAUGCCUGAGGGGGCAGGCCGAGGCAGCCAGAGAAAGCCCAGCAACCAAGCUGCCAAGCGCCCCUCCUCCGUGUCCUCCCUGAGCAGCAUUGUGGGUAGGAUGACCUCGUCGGGGGGCGCCUCCCGCGGGAGCUGCACCUCGGUCAACACGGUGUGCUCGGAUAGCGACCGCACGGCCAGCCUCAGCUCCUCUGCCUCCUCCGCCUCCCUGCAGGACGGACACUCUUCCUCUUCCUCCUCGCUGCCCUACGGGGCCGUGCCUGCCUACCCUUCCUCGCCGCAGCGCAACGGCUCCGACAUCAGCCUGGACCUCACCCCCCUCUCCCAGCUCCCAGCGGGGGCAAACCCUGCCACCGCCGUGUCCCCGCCCAAGCUGUCUCGCUUGGAGAGGGUGGCGCUGGAGAUAGUAGAGACGGAGCAGGCGUACGUGAGGGACCUGAAGAGCAUCGUAGAGGUGGAACACGAGGAGGAGGGCAAGAGGGAGGGUAUGGCACGGGAUGAAAGCAGCAGUAAAUCCAAGUCAUUACUUCAAAAGGAUGUUUCACACUCUUAUCCGAUAGGGUCAGCUGGCCUGCGACAAUGA